CCUUGUUCCAGGCCUUGAAAAAGGAUCUAAUUGUCAAGGACCAUGGAAUUCGCCUUCUUGAGGCACAGAUUGCAACUGGUGGAAUCAUCGAUCCAGUGUACAGUCAUAGAGUGCCAGUAGAGGUGGCGUACCAGAGAGGAUACUUUGAUGAGGAAAUGAACCAGAUCCUCGAUGACCCUGACGAUGACACCAAGGGCUUUUUUGACCCCAACACACAAGAGAACCUCACCUACCUGCAGCUUGUGGAGAGGUGUGUGACAGACCCAGAUACUGGCCUUAGCUUACUUGUAAUUGUCAAAAAGGAGAGUUUUACUUCUUCAUUGAUGAGCAAACCAAGAACAUUCUAAAGGCUAUGACAACAACUAAGGCCGGGGGCAAAUUUCAAGGACAGAAAGUGUCUCUAUGGGAUCUCCUCUACUCAAAAUACAUCACAGAGGAGAGAAGGAGAGAGCUUGUGCAGCAGUAUAAAUCCGGAGCAAUCACUAUUGAACGCUUCAUGGAGAUUAUCCUAGCAAGUAUUCAACAAAAGACUACCACCACAAUAACCACAACAUCUUCAGUGUCAACAUGUACACCACCCCCUGACACAAAGUCAGAGAAAACAACCAUUACCACAACAACAACAGAGACAAGCUUCCAUGGUAUCAGGAAGAAUGUCACUGCUGGCGAGCUGCUUGCCUCAAAAAUUAUUGACAAGAAACUCUAUGAAGACCUCAACACAGGAAAAGUCACAGUGAACCAAGUGAGUGAAAUGGACUCAGUACACAAGUACUUGGAGGGAACUAAUAGCAUUGCAGGUGUAUAUGUUCAGUCCACCAAACAGACCAUGAGCAUCUACGAGGCCAAAUCCAAAGGUCUUCUAACUCCUGGAACCUCUCUGGUUCUGCUGGAGGCUCAAGCUGCCACUGGAUUUGUCAUUGACCCAGUGAAGAACAAGAAGCUCUCUGUAGAAGAGGCAGCCGCUCAAGGUGUGGUUGGGAACGAGUGGAAGAACAAACUGCUUUCAGCAGAGAGGGCAGUCACUGGAUACAAGGAUCCCUACACAGGGAACACAAUUUCCUUGUUCCAGGCCUUGAAAAAGGAUCUAAUUGUCAAGGACCAUGGAAUUCGCCUUCUUGAGGCACAGAUUGCAACUGGUGGAAUCAUCGAUCCAGUGUACAGUCAUAGAGUGCCAGUAGAGGUGGCGUACCAGAGAGGAUACUUUGAUGAGGAAAUGAACCAGAUCCUCGAUGACCCUGACGAUGACACCAAGGGCUUUUUUGACCCCAACACACAAGAGAACCUCACCUACCUGCAGCUUGUGGAGAGGUGUGUGACAGACCCAGAUACUGGCCUUAGCUUACUUGUAAUUGUCAAAAAAGGAGAGUUUUACUUCUUCAUUGAUGAGCAAACCAAGAACAUUCUAAAGGCUAUGACAACAACUAAGGCCGGGGGCAAAUUUCAAGGACAGAAAGUGUCUCUAUGGGAUCUCCUCUACUCAAAAUACAUCACAGAGGAGAGAAGGAGAGAGCUUGUGCAGCAGUAUAAAUCCGGAGCAAUCACUAUUGAACGCUUCAUGGAGAUUAUCCUAGCAAGUAUUCAACAAAAGACUACCACCACAAUAACCUCAACAUCUUCAGUGUCAACAUGCACACCACCACCUGACACAAAGUCAGAGAAAACAACCAUUACCACAACAACAACAGAGACAAGCUUCCAUGGUAUCAGAAAGAAUGUCACUGCUGGCGAGCUGCUUGCCUCAAAAAUUAUUGACAAGAAACUCUAUGAAGACCUCAACACAGGAAAAGUCACUGUGAACCAAGUGAGUGAAAUGGACUCAGUACACAAGUACUUGGAGGGAACUAAUAGCAUUGCAGGUGUAUAUGUUCAGUCCACCAAACAGACCAUGAGCAUCUACGAGGCCAAAUCCAAAGGUCUUCUAACUCCUGGAACCUCUCUGGUUCUGCUGGAGGCUCAAGCUGCCACUGGAUUUGUCAUUGACCCAGUGAAGAACAAGAAGCUCUCUGUAGAAGAGGCAGCCGCUCAAGGUGUGGUUGGGAACGAGUGGAAGAACAAACUGCUUUCAGCAGAGAGGGCAGUCACUGGAUACAAGGAUCCCUACACAGGGAACACAAUUUCCUUGUUCCAGGCCUUGAAAAAGGAUCUAAUUGUCAAGGACCAUGGAAUUCGCCUUCUUGAGGCACAGAUUGCAACUGGUGGAAUCAUCGAUCCAGUGUACAGUCAUAGAGUGCCAGUAGAGGUGGCGUACCAGAGAGGAUACUUUGAUGAGGAAAUGAACCAGAUCCUCGUUGACCCUGACGAUGACACCAAGGGCUUUUUUGACCCCAACACACAAGAGAACCUCACCUACCUGCAGCUUGUGGAGAGGUGUGUGACAGACCCAGAUACUGGCCUUAGCUUACUUGUAAUUGUCAAAAAAGGAGAGUUUUACUUCUUCAUUGAUGAGCAAACCAAGAACAUUCUAAAGGCUAUGACAACAACUAAGGCCGGGGGCAAAUUUCAAGGACAGAAAGUGUCUCUAUGGGAUCUCCUCUACUCAAAAUACAUCACAGAGGAGAGAAGGAGAGAGCUUGUGCAGCAGUAUAAAUCCGGAGCAAUCACUAUUGAACGCUUCAUGGAGAUUAUCCUAGCAAGUAUUCAACAAAAGACUACCACCACAAUAACCACAACAUCUUCAGUGUCAACAUGUACACCACCCCCUGACACAAAGUCAGAGAAAACAACCAUUACCACAACAACAACAGAGACAAGCUUCCAUGGUAUCAGGAAGAAUGUCACUGCUGGUGAGCUGCUUGCCUCAAAAAUUAUUGACAAGAAACUCUAUGAAGACCUCAACACAGGAAAAGUCACAGUGAACCAAGUGAGUGAAAUGGACUCAGUACACAAGUACUUGGAGGGAACUAAUAGCAUUGCAGGUGUAUAUGUUCAGUCCACCAAACAGACCAUGAGCAUCUACGAGGCCAAAUCCAAAGGUCUUCUAACUCCUGGAACCUCUCUGGUUCUGCUGGAGGCUCAAGCUGCCACUGGAUUUGUCAUUGACCCAGUGAAGAACAAGAAGCUCUCUGUAGAAGAGGCAGCCGCUCAAGGUGUGGUUGGGAACGAGUGGAAGAACAAACUGCUUUCAGCAGAGAGGGCAGUCACUGGAUACAAGGAUCCCUACACAGGGAACACAAUUUCCUUGUUCCAGGCCUUGAAAAAGGAUCUAAUUGUCAAGGACCAUGGAAUUCGCCUUCUUGAGGCACAGAUUGCAACUGGUGGAAUCAUCGAUCCAGUGUACAGUCAUAGAGUGCCAGUAGAGGUGGCGUACCAGAGAGGAUACUUUGAUGAGGAAAUGAACCAGAUCCUCGAUGACCCUGACGAUGACACCAAGGGCUUUUUUGACCCCAACACACAAGAGAACCUCACCUACCUGCAGCUUGUGGAGAGGUGUGUGACAGACCCAGAUACUGGCCUUAGCUUACUUGUAAUUGUCAAAAAAGGAGAGUUUUACUUCUUCAUUGAUGAGCAAACCAAGAACAUUCUAAAGGCUAUGACAACAACUAAGGCCGGGGGCAAAUUUCAAGGACAGAAAGUGUCUCUAUGGGAUCUCCUCUACUCAAAAUACAUCACAGAGGAGAGAAGGAGAGAGCUUGUGCAGCAGUAUAAAUCCGGAGCAAUCACUAUUGAACGCUUCAUGGAGAUUAUCCUAGCAAGUAUUCAACAAAAGACUACCACCACAAUAACCUCAACAUCUUCAGUGUCAACAUGCACACCACCACCUGACACAAAGUCAGAGAAAACAACCAUUACCACAACAACAACAGAGACAAGCUUCCAUGGUAUCAGGAAGAAUGUCACUGCUGGCGAGCUGCUUGCCUCAAAAAUUAUUGACAAGAAACUCUAUGAAGACCUCAACACAGGAAAAGUCACUGUGAACCAAGUGAGUGAAAUGGACUCAGUACACAAGUACUUGGAGGGAACUAAUAGCAUUGCAGGUGUAUAUGUUCAGUCCACCAAACAGACCAUGAGCAUCUACGAGGCCAAAUCCAAAGGUCUUCUAACUCCUGGAACCUCUCUGGUUCUGCUGGAGGCUCAAGCUGCCACUGGAUUUGUCAUUGACCCAGUGAAGAACAAGAAGCUCUCUGUAGAAGAGGCAGCCGCUCAAGGUGUGGUUGGGAACGAGUGGAAGAACAAACUGCUUUCAGCAGAGAGGGCAGUCACUGGAUACAAGGAUCCCUACACAGGGAACACAAUUUCCUUGUUCCAGGCCUUGAAAAAGGAUCUAAUUGUCAAGGACCAUGGAAUUCGCCUUCUUGAGGCACAGAUUGCAACUGGUGGAAUCAUCGAUCCAGUGUACAGUCAUAGAGUGCCAGUAGAGGUGGCGUACCAGAGAGGAUACUUUGAUGAGGAAAUGAACCAGAUCCUCGAUGACCCUGACGAUGACACCAAGGGCUUUUUUGACCCCAACACACAAGAGAACCUCACCUACCUGCAGCUUGUGGAGAGGUGUGUGACAGACCCAGAUACUGGCCUUAGCUUACUUGUAAUUGUCAAAAAAGGAGAGUUUUACUUCUUCAUUGAUGAGCAAACCAAGAACAUUCUAAAGGCUAUGACAACAACUAAGGCCGGGGGCAAAUUUCAAGGACAGAAAGUGUCUCUAUGGGAUCUCCUCUACUCAAAAUACAUCACAGAGGAGAGAAGGAGAGAGCUUGUGCAGCAGUAUAAAUCCGGAGCAAUCACUAUUGAACGCUUCAUGGAGAUUAUCCUAGCAAGUAUUCAACAAAAGACUACCACCACAAUAACCACAACAUCUUCAGUGUCAACAUGUACACCACCCCCUGACACAAAGUCAGAGAAAACAACCAUUACCACAACAACAACAGAGACAAGCUUCCAUGGUAUCAGGAAGAAUGUCACUGCUGGCGAGCUGCUUGCCUCAAAAAUUAUUGACAAGAAACUCUAUGAAGACCUCAACACAGGAAAAGUCACAGUGAACCAAGUGAGUGAAAUGGACUCAGUACACAAGUACUUGGAGGGAACUAAUAGCAUUGCAGGUGUAUAUGUUCAGUCCACCAAACAGACCAUGAGCAUCUACGAGGCCAAAUCCAAAGGUCUUCUAACUCCUGGAACCUCUCUGGUUCUGCUGGAGGCUCAAGCUGCCACUGGAUUUGUCAUUGACCCAGUGAAGAACAAGAAGCUCUCUGUAGAAGAGGCAGCCGCUCAAGGUGUGGUUGGGAACGAGUGGAAGAACAAACUGCUUUCAGCAGAGAGGGCAGUCACUGGAUACAAGGAUCCCUACACAGGGAACACAAUUUCCUUGUUCCAGGCCUUGAAAAAGGAUCUAAUUGUCAAGGACCAUGGAAUUCGCCUUCUUGAGGCACAGAUUGCAACUGGUGGAAUCAUCGAUCCAGUGUACAGUCAUAGAGUGCCAGUAGAGGUGGCGUACCAGAGAGGAUACUUUGAUGAGGAAAUGAACCAGAUCCUCGAUGACCCUGACGAUGACACCAAGGGCUUUUUUGACCCCAACACACAAGAGAACCUCACCUACCUGCAGCUUGUGGAGAGGUGUGUGACAGACCCAGAUACUGGCCUUAGCUUACUUGUAAUUGUCAAAAAAGGAGAGUUUUACUUCUUCAUUGAUGAGCAAACCAAGAACAUUCUAAAGGCUAUGACAACAACUAAGGCCGGGGGCAAAUUUCAAGGACAGAAAGUGUCUCUAUGGGAUCUCCUCUACUCAAAAUACAUCACAGAGGAGAGAAGGAGAGAGCUUGUGCAGCAGUAUAAAUCCGGAGCAAUCAGUAUUGAACGCUUCAUGGAGAUUAUCCUAGCAAGUAUUCAACAAAAGACUACCACCACAAUAACCACAACAUCUUCAGUGUCAACAUGUACACCACCACCUGACACAAAGUCAGAGAAAACAACCAUUACCACAACAACAACAGAGACAAGCUUCCAUGGUAUCAGGAAGAAUGUCACUGCUGGCGAGCUGCUUGCCUCAAAAAUUAUUGACAAGAAACUCUAUGAAGACCUCAACACAGGAAAAGUCACAGUGAACCAAGUGAGUGAAAUGGACUCAGUACACAAGUACUUGGAGGGAACUAAUAGCAUUGCAGGUGUAUAUGUUCAGUCCACCAAACAGACCAUGAGCAUCUACGAGGCCAAAUCCAAAGGUCUUCUAACUCCUGGAACCUCUCUGGUUCUGCUGGAGGCUCAAGCUGCCACUGGAUUUGUCAUUGACCCAGUGAAGAACAAGAAGCUCUCUGUAGAAGAGGCAGCCGCUCAAGGUGUGGUUGGGAACGAGUGGAAGAACAAACUGCUUUCAGCAGAGAGGGCAGUCACUGGAUACAAGGAUCCCUACACAGGGAACACAAUUUCCUUGUUCCAGGCCUUGAAAAAGGAUCUAAUUGUCAAGGACCAUGGAAUUCGCCUUCUUGAGGCACAGAUUGCAACUGGUGGAAUCAUCGAUCCAGUGUACAGUCAUAGAGUGCCAGUAGAGGUGGCGUACCAGAGAGGAUACUUUGAUGAGGAAAUGAACCAGAUCCUCGAUGACCCUGACGAUGACACCAAGGGCUUUUUUGACCCCAACACACAAGAGAACCUCACCUACCUGCAGCUUGUGGAGAGGUGUGUGACAGACCCAGAUACUGGCCUUAGCUUACUUGUAAUUGUCAAAAAAGGAGAGUUUUACUUCUUCAUUGAUGAGCAAACCAAGAACAUUCUAAAGGCUAUGACAACAACUAAGGCCGGGGGCAAAUUUCAAGGACAGAAAGUGUCUCUAUGGGAUCUCCUCUACUCAAAAUACAUCACAGAGGAGAGAAGGAGAGAGCUUGUGCAGCAGUAUAAAUCCGGAGCAAUCAGUAUUGAACGCUUCAUGGAGAUUAUCCUAGCAAGUAUUCAACAAAAGACUACCACCACAAUAACCACAACAUCUUCAGUGUCAACAUGUACACCACCCCCUGACACAAAGUCAGAGAAAACAACCAUUACCACAACAACAACAGAGACAAGCUUCCAUGGUAUCAGGAAGAAUGUCACUGCUGGCGAGCUGCUUGCCUCAAAAAUUAUUGACAAGAAACUCUAUGAAGACCUCAACACAGGAAAAGUCACAGUGAACCAAGUGAGUGAAAUGGACUCAGUACACAAGUACUUGGAGGGAACUAAUAGCAUUGCAGGUGUAUAUGUUCAGUCCACCAAACAGACCAUGAGCAUCUACGAGGCCAAAUCCAAAGGUCUUCUAACUCCUGGAACCUCUCUGGUUCUGCUGGAGGCUCAAGCUGCCACUGGAUUUGUCAUUGACCCAGUGAAGAACAAGAAGCUCUCUGUAGAAGAGGCAGCCGCUCAAGGUGUGGUUGGGAACGAGUGGAAGAACAAACUGCUUUCAGCAGAGAGGGCAGUCACUGGAUACAAGGAUCCCUACACAGGGAACACAAUUUCCUUGUUCCAGGCCUUGAAAAAGGAUCUAAUUGUCAAGGACCAUGGAAUUCGCCUUCUUGAGGCACAGAUUGCAACUGGUGGAAUCAUCGAUCCAGUGUACAGUCAUAGAGUGCCAGUAGAGGUGGCGUACCAGAGAGGAUACUUUGAUGAGGAAAUGAACCAGAUCCUCGAUGACCCUGACGAUGACACCAAGGGCUUUUUUGACCCCAACACACAAGAGAACCUCACCUACCUGCAGCUUGUGGAGAGGUGUGUGACAGACCCAGAUACUGGCCUUAGCUUACUUGUAAUUGUCAAAAAAGGAGAGUUUUACUUCUUCAUUGAUGAGCAAACCAAGAACAUUCUAAAGGCUAUGACAACAACUAAGGCCGGGGGCAAAUUUCAAGGACAGAAAGUGUCUCUAUGGGAUCUCCUCUACUCAAAAUACAUCACAGAGGAGAGAAGGAGAGAGCUUGUGCAGCAGUAUAAAUCCGGAGCAAUCACUAUUGAACGCUUCAUGGAGAUUAUCCUAGCAAGUAUUCAACAAAAGACUACCACCACAAUAACCACAAAAUCUUCAGUGUCAACAUGCACACCACCCCCUGACACAAAGUCAGAGAAAACAACCAUUACCACAACAACAACAGAGACAUGCUUCCAUGGUAUCAGGAAGAAUGUCACUGCUGGCGAGCUCCUUGCCUCAAAAAUUAUUGACAAGAAACUCUAUGAAGACCUCAACACAGGAAAAGUCACAGUGAACCAAGUGAGUGAAAUGGACUCAGUACACAAGUACUUGGAGGGAACUAAUAGCAUUGCAGGUGUAUAUGUUCAGUCCACCAAACAGACCAUGAGCAUCUACGAGGCCAAAUCCAAAGGUCUUCUAACUCCUGGAACCUCUCUGGUUCUGCUGGAGGCUCAAGCUGCCACUGGAUUUGUCAUUGACCCAGUGAAGAACAAGAAGCUCUCUGUAGAAGAGGCAGCCGCUCAAGGUGUGGUUGGGAACGAGUGGAAGAACAAACUGCUUUCAGCAGAGAGGGCAGUCACUGGAUACAAGGAUCCCUACACAGGGAACACAAUUUCCUUGUUCCAGGCCUUGAAAAAGGAUCUAAUUGUCAAGGACCAUGGAAUUCGCCUUCUUGAGGCACAGAUUGCAACUGGUGGAAUCAUCGAUCCAGUGUACAGUCAUAGAGUGCCAGUAGAGGUGGCGUACCAGAGAGGAUACUUUGAUGAGGAAAUGAACCAGAUCCUCGAUGACCCUGACGAUGACACCAAGGGCUUUUUUGACCCCAACACACAAGAGAACCUCACCUACCUGCAGCUUGUGGAGAGGUGUGUGACAGACCCAGAUACUGGCCUUAGCUUACUUGUAAUUGUCAAAAAAGGAGAGUUUUACUUCUUCAUUGAUGAGCAAACCAAGAACAUUCUAAAGGCUAUGACAACAACUAAGGCCGGGGGCAAAUUUCAAGGACAGAAAGUGUCUCUAUGGGAUCUCCUCUACUCAAAAUACAUCACAGAGGAGAGAAGGAGAGAGCUUGUGCAGCAGUAUAAAUCCGGAGCAAUCACUAUUGAACGCUUCAUGGAGAUUAUCCUAGCAAGUAUUCAACAAAAGACUACCACCACAAUAACCACAACAUCUUCAGUGUCAACAUGUACACCACCCCCUGACACAAAGUCAGAGAAAACAACCAUUACCACAACAACAACAGAGACAAGCUUCCAUGGUAUCAGGAAGAAUGUCACUGCUGGCGAGCUGCUUGCCUCAAAAAUUAUUGACAAGAAACUCUAUGAAGACCUCAACACAGGAAAAGUCACAGUGAACCAAGUGAGUGAAAUGGACUCAGUACACAAGUACUUGGAGGGAACUAAUAGCAUUGCAGGUGUAUAUGUUCAGUCCACCAAACAGACCAUGAGCAUCUACGAGGCCAAAUCCAAAGGUCUUCUAACUCCUGGAACCUCUCUGGUUCUGCUGGAGGCUCAAGCUGCCACUGGAUUUGUCAUUGACCCAGUGAAGAACAAGAAGCUCUCUGUAGAAGAGGCAGCCGCUCAAGGUGUGGUUGGGAACGAGUGGAAGAACAAACUGCUUUCAGCAGAGAGGGCAGUCACUGGAUACAAGGAUCCCUACACAGGGAACACAAUUUCCUUGUUCCAGGCCUUGAAAAAGGAUCUAAUUGUCAAGGACCAUGGAAUUCGCCUUCUUGAGGCACAGAUUGCAACUGGUGGAAUCAUCGAUCCAGUGUACAGUCAUAGAGUGCCAGUAGAGGUGGCGUACCAGAGAGGAUACUUUGAUGAGGAAAUGAACCAGAUCCUCGAUGACCCUGACGAUGACACCAAGGGCUUUUUUGACCCCAACACACAAGAGAACCUCACCUACCUGCAGCUUGUGGAGAGGUGUGUGACAGACCCAGAUACUGGCCUUAGCUUACUUGUAAUUGUCAAAAAAGGAGAGUUUUACUUCUUCAUUGAUGAGCAAACCAAGAACAUUCUAAAGGCUAUGACAACAACUAAGGCCGGGGGCAAAUUUCAAGGACAGAAAGUGUCUCUAUGGGAUCUCCUCUACUCAAAAUACAUCACAGAGGAGAGAAGGAGAGAGCUUGUGCAGCAGUAUAAAUCCGGAGCAAUCACUAUUGAACGCUUCAUGGAGAUUAUCCUAGCAAGUAUUCAACAAAAGACUACCACCACAAUAACCUCAACAUCUUCAGUGUCAACAUGCACACCACCACCUGACACAAAGUCAGAGAAAACAACCAUUACCACAACAACAACAGAGACAAGCUUCCAUGGUAUCAGGAAGAAUGUCACUGCUGGCGAGCUGCUUGCCUCAAAAAUUAUUGACAAGAAACUCUAUGAAGACCUCAACACAGGAAAAGUCACAGUGAACCAAGUGAGUGAAAUGGACUCAGUACACAAGUACUUGGAGGGAACUAAUAGCAUUGCAGGUGUAUAUGUUCAGUCCACCAAACAGACCAUGAGCAUCUACGAGGCCAAAUCCAAAGGUCUUCUAACUCCUGGAACCUCUCUGGUUCUGCUGGAGGCUCAAGCUGCUACUGGAUUUGUCAUUGACCCAGUGAAGAACAAGAAGCUCUCUGUAGAAGAGGCAGCCGCUCAAGGUGUGGUUGGGAACGAGUGGAAGAACAAACUGCUUUCAGCAGAGAGGGCAGUCACUGGAUACAAGGAUCCCUACACAGGGAACACAAUUUCCUUGUUCCAGGCCUUGAAAAAGGAUCUAAUUGUCAAGGACCAUGGAAUUCGCCUUCUUGAGGCACAGAUUGCAACUGGUGGAAUCAUCGAUCCAGUGUACAGUCAUAGAGUGCCAGUAGAGGUGGCGUACCAGAGAGGAUACUUUGAUGAGGAAAUGAACCAGAUCCUCGAUGACCCUGACGAUGACACCAAGGGCUUUUUUGACCCCAACACACAAGAGAACCUCACCUACCUGCAGCUUGUGGAGAGGUGUGUGACAGACCCAGAUACUGGCCUUAGCUUACUUGUAAUUGUCAAAAAAGGAGAGUUUUACUUCUUCAUUGAUGAGCAAACCAAGAACAUUCUAAAGGCUAUGACAACAACUAAGGCCGGGGGCAAAUUUCAAGGACAGAAAGUGUCUCUAUGGGAUCUCCUCUACUCAAAAUACAUCACAGAGGAGAGAAGGAGAGAGCUUGUGCAGCAGUAUAAAUCCGGAGCAAUCACUAUUGAACGCUUCAUGGAGAUUAUCCUAGCAAGUAUUCAACAAAAGACUACCACCACAAUAACCUCAACAUCUUCAGUGUCAACAUACACACCACCACCUGACACAAAGUCAGAGAAAACAACCAUUACCACAACAACAACAGAGACAAGCUUCCAUGGUAUCAGGAAGAAUGUCACUGCUGGCGAGCUGCUUGCCUCAAAAAUUAUUGACAAGAAACUCUAUGAAGACCUCAACACAGGAAAAGUCACAGUGAACCAAGUGAGUGAAAUGGACUCAGUACACAAGUACUUGGAGGGAACUAAUAGCAUUGCAGGUGUAUAUGUUCAGUCCACCAAACAGACCAUGAGCAUCUACGAGGCCAAAUCCAAAGGUCUUCUAACUCCUGGAACCUCUCUGGUUCUGCUGGAGGCUCAAGCUGCCACUGGAUUUGUCAUUGACCCAGUGAAGAACAAGAAGCUCUCUGUAGAAGAGGCAGCCGCUCAAGGUGUGGUUGGGAACGAGUGGAAGAACAAACUGCUUUCAGCAGAGAGGGCAGUCACUGGAUACAAGGAUCCCUACACAGGGAACACAAUUUCCUUGUUCCAGGCCUUGAAAAAGGAUCUAAUUGUCAAGGACCAUGGAAUUCGCCUUCUUGAGGCACAGAUUGCAACUGGUGGAAUCAUCGAUCCAGUGUACAGUCAUAGAGUGCCAGUAGAGGUGGCGUACCAGAGAGGAUACUUUGAUGAGGAAAUGAACCAGAUCCUCGAUGACCCUGACGAUGACACCAAGGGCUUUUUUGACCCCAACACACAAGAGAACCUCACCUACCUGCAGCUUGUGGAGAGGUGUGUGACAGACCCAGAUACUGGCCUUAGCUUACUUGUAAUUGUCAAAAAAGGAGAGUUUUACUUCUUCAUUGAUGAGCAAACCAAGAACAUUCUAAAGGCUAUGACAACAACUAAGGCCGGGGGCAAAUUUCAAGGACAGAAAGUGUCUCUAUGGGAUCUCCUCUACUCAAAAUACAUCACAGAGGAGAGAAGGAGAGAGCUUGUGCAGCAGUAUAAAUCCGGAGCAAUCACUAUUGAACGCUUCAUGGAGAUUAUCCUAGCAAGUAUUCAACAAAAGACUACCACCACAAUAACCUCAACAUCUUCAGUGUCAACAUGCACACCACCACCUGACACAAAGUCAGAGAAAACAACCAUUACCACAACAACAACAGAGACAAGCUUCCAUGGUAUCAGGAAGAAUGUCACUGCUGGCGAGCUGCUUGCCUCAAAAAUUAUUGACAAGAAACUCUAUGAAGACCUCAACACAGGAAAAGUCACAGUGAACCAAGUGAGUGAAAUGGACUCAGUACACAAGUACUUGGAGGGAACUAAUAGCAUUGCAGGUGUAUAUGUUCAGUCCACCAAACAGACCAUGAGCAUCUACGAGGCCAAAUCCAAAGGUCUUCUAACUCCUGGAACCUCUCUGGUUCUGCUGGAGGCUCAAGCUGCUACUGGAUUUGUCAUUGACCCAGUGAAGAACAAGAAGCUCUCUGUAGAAGAGGCAGCCGCUCAAGGUGUGGUUGGGAACGAGUGGAAGAACAAACUGCUUUCAGCAGAGAGGGCAGUCACUGGAUACAAGGAUCCCUACACAGGGAACACAAUUUCCUUGUUCCAGGCCUUGAAAAAGGAUCUAAUUGUCAAGGACCAUGGAAUUCGCCUUCUUGAGGCACAGAUUGCAACUGGUGGAAUCAUCGAUCCAGUGUACAGUCAUAGAGUGCCAGUAGAGGUGGCGUACCAGAGAGGAUACUUUGAUGAGGAAAUGAACCAGAUCCUCGAUGACCCUGACGAUGACACCAAGGGCUUUUUUGACCCCAACACACAAGAGAACCUCACCUACCUGCAGCUUGUGGAGAGGUGUGUGACAGACCCAGAUACUGGCCUUAGCUUACUUGUAAUUGUCAAAAAAGGAGAGUUUUACUUCUUCAUUGAUGAGCAAACCAAGAACAUUCUAAAGGCUAUGACAACAACUAAGGCCGGAGGCAAAUUUCAAGGACAGAAAGUGUCUCUAUGGGAUCUCCUCUACUCAAAAUACAUCACAGAGGAGAGAAGGAGAGAGCUUGUGCAGCAGUAUAAAUCUGGAGCAAUCACCAUUGAACGCUUCAUGGAGAUUAUCCUAGCAAGUAUUCAACAAAAGACUACCACCACAAUAACCUCAACAUCUUCAGUGUCAACAUGCACACCACCACCUGACACAAAGUCAGAGAAAACAACCAUUACCACAACAACAACAGAGACAAGCUUCCAUGGUAUCAGGAAGAAUGUCACUGCUGUCGAGCUGCUUGCCUCAAAAAUUAUUGACAAGAAACUCUAUGAAGACCUCAACACAGGAAAAGUCACUGUGAACCAAGUGAGUGAAAUGGACUCAGUACACAAGUACUUGGAGGGAACUAAUAGCAUUGCAGGUGUAUAUGUUCAGUCCACCAAACAGACCAUGAGCAUCUACGAGGCCAAAUCCAAAGGUCUUCUAACUCCUGGAACCUCUCUGGUUCUGCUGGAGGCUCAAGCUGCCACUGGAUUUGUCAUUGACCCAGUGAAGAACAAGAAGCUCUCUGUAGAAGAGGCAGCCGCUCAAGGUGUGGUUGGGAACGAGUGGAAGAACAAACUGCUUUCAGCAGAGAGGGCAGUCACUGGAUACAAGGAUCCCUACACAGGGAACACAAUUUCCUUGUUCCAGGCCUUGAAAAAGGAUCUAAUUGUCAAGGACCAUGGAAUUCGCCUUCUUGAGGCACAGAUUGCAACUGGUGGAAUCAUCGAUCCAGUGUACAGUCAUAGAGUGCCAGUAGAGAUGGCGUACCAGAGAGGAUACUUUGAUGAGGAAAUGAACCAGAUCCUCGAUGACCCUGACGAUGACACCAAGGGCUUUUUUGACCCCAACACACAAGAGAACCUCACCUACCUGCAGCUUGUGGAGAGGUGUGUGACAGACCCAGAUACUGGCCUUAGCUUACUUGUAAUUGUCAAAAAAGGAGAGUUUUACUUCUUCAUUGAUGAGCAAACCAAGAACAUUCUAAAGGCUAUGACAACAACUAAGGCCGGGGGCAAAUUUCAAGGACAGAAAGUGUCUCUAUGGGAUCUCCUCUACUCAAAAUACAUCACAGAGGAGAGAAGGAGAGAGCUUGUGCAGCAGUAUAAAUCCGGAGCAAUCACUAUUGAAAGCAUCAUGGAGAUUAUCCUAGCAAGUAUUCAACAAAAGACUACCACCACAAUAACCACAACAUCUUCAGUGUCAACAUGCACACCACCACCUGACACAAAGUCAGAGAAAACAACCAUUACCACAACAACCACAGAGACAAGCUUCCAUGGUAUCAGGAAGAAUGUCACCGCUGGCGAGCUGCUUGCCUCAAAAAUUAUUGACAAGAAACUCUAUGAAGACCUCAACACAGGAAAAGUCACUGUGAACCAAGUGAGUGAAAUGGACUCAGUACACAAGUACUUGGAGGGAACUAAUAGCAUUGCAGGUGUAUAUGUUCAGUCCACCAAACAGACCAUGAGCAUCUACGAGGCCAAAUCCAAAGGUCUUCUAACUCCUGGAACCUCUCUGGUUCUGCUGGAGGCUCAAGCUGCCACUGGAUUUGUCAUUGACCCAGUGAAGAACAAGAAGCUCUCUGUAGAAGAGGCAGCCGCUCAAGGUGUUAUUGGGAAUGAGUGGAAGAACAAACUGCUUUCAGCAGAGAGGGCAGUCACUGGAUACAAGGAUCCCUACACAGGAAACACAAUUUCCUUGUUCCAGGCCUUGAAAAAGGAUCUAAUUGUCAAGGACCAUGGAAUUCGCCUUCUUGAGGCACAGAUUGCAACUGGUGGAAUCAUCGAUCCAGUGUACAGUCAUAGAGUGCCAGUAGAGGUGGCGUACCAGAGAGGAUACCUUGAUGAGGAAAUGAACCAUAUCCUCAAUGACCCUGACGAUGACACCAAGGGCUUUUUUGACCCCAACACACAAGAGAACCUCACCUACUUGCAGCUUCUGGAGAGGUGUGUGAGGGACCCAGACAGUGGUCUUAGCUUUCUGUCUCUGAAUAAAUGAGCUUAUACGGAUUUGUCGUAAAAUUGUUAUCAAAGAUGUGCAGAUAUUUUAUCCUUACUUUAUCACAUAUAAAUGCUUUCUUUGUUGAUGUUUGGCGAAUUAUUCUGAAUUGAAUAUAAUAAAAAGUAAUUUUUUAAGUGAA
This is a messenger RNA of Oncorhynchus kisutch (coho salmon), 15269 nucleotides long. RefSeq names its product epiplakin 1 (gene eppk1). The record is from RefSeq and is a predicted model, not a curated record. Gene Ontology annotation, cellular component: cytoplasm; cell junction; membrane. Lineage: Eukaryota; Metazoa; Chordata; Actinopteri; Salmoniformes; Salmonidae. Gene Ontology annotation, biological process: intermediate filament bundle assembly; wound healing. Gene Ontology annotation, molecular function: keratin filament binding; structural molecule activity.